AACACUAACACCUACUGCGUUUUGCUUGCCGUGCGGCUUCUGCUUAUAAACAAUUGUGAUUUUUCGUAGUUUAUACAAAUAAAUCUAUAAAAUGAAUGCUCCACCAACUUUUGAAUCUUUUUUGCUCUAUGAAGGCGAGAAAAAAAUCAUCAAGGAAUUGGACACAAAAGUGACGAAUGCAGCAAUAUUCACGAUCAACAAGGAAGACCAUACCUUGGGCAACAUGAUCCGCAACCAGCUGUUGAAAGAUCCCAAUGUGCUGUUUGCCGGCUAUAAGGUGCCACAUCCACUGGAGCACAAGUUCGUCAUCCGCAUACAGACAACCGCAGAGUAUUCGCCGCAGGAGGCUUUUAUGAAUGCUAUUACCGAUCUUCUGGCAGAGCUUUCACUGUUUGAGGAACGGUUCAAGGAUGCCAUCAAAGAAAAGAAGGAAGGUGGCGAUUAGUUUUGUGGCGCACUGUUAAUUUUAAAAGUUUUUUAAAUCCUAGAGAACGACUUCCCAUAAACGUAAUUAAGAUACUCGUA
Scaptodrosophila lebanonensis is the source of this 525-nucleotide messenger RNA. Its product is annotated as DNA-directed RNA polymerase II subunit RPB11. Gene Ontology annotation, cellular component: RNA polymerase II, core complex. The coding region runs from base 92 to 445 and encodes 117 amino acids. Gene Ontology annotation, biological process: transcription by RNA polymerase II. NCBI's taxonomy places the organism in Eukaryota, Metazoa, Arthropoda, Insecta, Diptera, Drosophilidae. The transcript is spliced from 4 exons. Gene Ontology annotation, molecular function: protein dimerization activity; DNA binding. The record is from RefSeq and is a predicted model, not a curated record.